Lycium barbarum (goji berry) is the source of this 1444-nucleotide messenger RNA. RefSeq names its product phosphoglycerate mutase-like protein AT74H. The record is from RefSeq and is a predicted model, not a curated record. Gene Ontology annotation, molecular function: phosphatase activity. The transcript has 2 exons. Lineage: Eukaryota; Viridiplantae; Streptophyta; Magnoliopsida; Solanales; Solanaceae. The coding region runs from base 272 to 1222 and encodes 316 amino acids.
UUUUACUCUUUUAAGAGGGAACAAAAGAUAAAGAGCAAAAUAUCGCACAAAACCAAAAUCAGAUGGCAUGAGACGCGUCAAAGUUCAAAUGUAAAAGCAUCAUCCACUGCAAUCUGCAUUCCCAGUUGAGAACGAAACCAAGUCACCUCCUUUCCCUACCUAUUAAAUUUGACAGCGAUCCAUAACCAAUCCACCAUAUUUUUCCUCUCCCCAAAACCCUAUUUAAUGUCCACAUUUGCUGCAUAAUCUCACAACCGAUUUGGAUAGAAUAAUGAUAAAGAGUACCGUUGAUGACAACGGCCACGCCCAAAUUCCUGAUCAACAACAUCACUGCCACUGUUGCCAUUUUCUUCAUCAACAAAAGCCCAUACCAAAGUGCUUACCGAAACGCAUAAUCUUGGUUCGUCACGGCGAAAGCGAAGGUAAUAAAGACGACGCUAUGUACACCGUAACCCCUGAUUAUAGGAUCCCAUUAACUCCUAAAGGAAUUGGUCAAGCUAAAGAAGCUGGGUCCCGAAUUUUCAAUGUUGUUUCUGAUAAUGGCACGUCGGAUAAUUGGAAGGUUUAUUUCUAUGUGUCUCCGUAUGUGAGGACACGUUCUACGUUAAGGGAGAUUGGUAGGGCGUUUUCGAGAAGGAGAGUGCUUGGUGUGAGGGAAGAAUGUAGAAUUAGAGAACAGGAUUUUGGGAACUUUCAAGUGGCGGAGAGGAUGAAAGUGAUUAAGGAGACGAGAGAGAGAUUUGGACGAUUCUUUUAUCGAUUUCCUGAGGGAGAAUCUGCUGCUGAUGUUUAUGAUAGAGUUUCCAGUUUCCUUGAAUCUCUUUGGAGGGACAUUGAUAUGAACAGACUCCACCAUGACCCUAAUGACGAUUUGAAUCUUGUGAUUAUAUCCCAUGGUCUAGCUAGUCGUGUCUUUCUGAUGAAGUGGUUCAAGUGGACGGUUGAGCAAUUUGAGUAUCUAAACAAUUUAGGAAAUUGUGAAUUUCGAGUUAUACAAUUAGGGCUUGGUGGAGAAUACAGCUUAGCGGUCCACCAUACUGAAGAAGAGAUGCUAGAAUGGGGACUAUCCCCUGAAAUGAUUUCAGACCAAAAAUGGCGAGCUCAUGCUAGCAGGAGUUCAUGGAACGACAAAUGCUCUUGGUACCUUGAUGCUUUCUUUGACCAUCUAGCUAAUUCAGAUGAUGAUGAUUAUGAUGAAGUGAAAUCAAACUUCUCCGACUAGUUUAGUGCUGCUUUUGGUGCACUUGUUCUGAUUCCUUACAUCAUGUAGUCUAUAUGAGUAAUUAAUUUGGUUAUUUACAGAGGUAGUCGUAACAUCCAUUUGACUUUCAUGCGGUAGUCCACUUUUGGGAGCAUAAAGCAUUUGUUUGAUUUUGUUGCAUUCAAUAUCAGUAACAUCAACUAAAGAGCUGAUUGUAAAUUUUAAUCAAUUGUCUUUAUAUCA